CACAUUUUCAGUUGAACUGCUUCACAAUGCACAGCGUCAUUCUCGUAAUUUUGCAGGAAGCCUCCAAUUGAGAGAGAGGCGUAGUUGCGUUUGGCGUGAAAUUAUCAAUUCUCUCUCUCUCUCUCUGUGUAGAGAGAGAUUGUUCGCUUCUGAAAGAUUUGUGUAUAUAUACCUAGUGUGUAUAUGUCGAUAUUAGCUGUAUAGAAUUUCCCAUAUAUGUAUAUACCAUACAAUUGAAAACAACAUGUAACCCACUAAUUUCUUGUUUCGCAUUUCCGGAGUCGUUCAGAUGGGGAGGGGAGGGAAGGUUGGGAACAAGCAACUUGGUAAGAGAAAAAUUGGGUCUAAAGACAAGGGAUCUGAUAAAUCGGAAUCAGAUGACGAUUACACAGUUGGAGCAGAUGAAGAAUUUGAAGAUUCUGAGGAGUAUUGCUCUUCUUUAGCUAGAGAGGAAUCAGAAGAGAGUUUAGAUGAAUUUCAAAAAGAAGAAGAAAAAGAGGAUGCGGAGGAGGAGGUGAGGGUGGUUGGUAGGUCAAGAUGGAGAAAGAGUUUUCCAGGUGCGAAGAAAAAUGUGGUUGGGAAGGAACGCAAGAAAAGAAGGGUGGUUUCAUAUAAAGAAGAAAAUGAUGAGGAUUACGAAGUUGAGGUUGAGGAUGAUGAUGAUGAUGAAUUUAUGCCUGAUGAAAUUGAUUUAGGUGAUGAUGAGGAUGAGUUGGCAGUUGAGAAGAAGAAUAAGAAAGUAGGGAGGCCCCGUUUACAGGAAAAGGGUUUUGUCAAAGGACGAAAGAGGAAGAGGAGUUCCAAGGUUAUGAAAAAGCCUUUAAGAAAGAAACCUACCAAGAGCCGUGGGAAAUUGGCUGCCAGUAAUGAUGUAGCAUUCAUAAAGAACCCAGUUGUGAAAGAAAGGAACAAGAAAAUUUCCGGAACAAGGGAGAGGAGAUUCAUGGAAAAUUCUGAUUCAGAUUUCGUGAGUUCUGUAUCGUCUGAUUUUGGGUAUACUAUGUCAGAAGAAGAGAAAGAACAUGUGAGAGAGGCCAGUCAAUUUUGCUUGAAUUUGACUACUAGUUUGAGGAGCUCAUCUUCGCAAAAAAUAUUACAAGAAGAAGGGGUUUUGUGUCGACAAAGAAAAAGUCUGGGUAGAAAGGGUAAGGAUAAGGUAGAGGAUAUGAAAAAUGAAGCAGGAAAGCAAGUAUGUGGGAUCUGUUUGUCAGAACAAGGAAAGAAGACUGUUCAAGGAACAUUAAAUUGUUGCAGUCAUUAUUUUUGUUUUGCUUGCGUAAUGGAGUGGUCAAAGGUCGAAUCUCGUUGCCCUCUGUGCAAGCAAAGGUUCGUGACUAUUAGUAAGCCCGCGAACUCAAACACGGAGUUUGAUUUGAGGACCAUGGUAGUACAAGUCCCGGAACGUGAUCAGUUGCAGGUUUAUCGACCAUCUGAAGAAGAAUUUAGGGGUUAUCUUGACCCAUAUGAAAAUGUGAUUUGUAUUGAAUGCCGGGAAGGUGGUCAUGAUGCUCUUAUGUUACUUUGUGAUCUCUGUGAUUCACCGGCACAUACUUAUUGUGUUGGUCUUGGAUGCGAAGUCCCAGAAGGUAAUUGGUAUUGCGAAGGCUGUAGACCAACUGCUCUUGGUUCCGCAAAUCCACAAGCUCCGAAUCCUAUGCCUGUCCAAAGAACAAUCAACGACUUGUCUGGACGAUCAUUUCCAAAUGAGAAUGUUAGGGAGGCUAUAGACCUUAACACAAUACCUGAAACAACAUUGCCUCAGGUACUGCCUAGGGUUUUCUCAUCUCCUAGACGUCCUGGUGGAGAUUUUCAAGCUGCUUCUCCAGUAUCAGGAGCAGGGGUAGGGGUAUUAACUGUGUCAGAAAGACAUAGAAUACAGUAUCAGAUAAACCAUCUACUUGGUAAUAGAGUGAGCCAAUUUGGCGGUAGAACUAAUGGGAUGUCAGCUACAACUUGGGGAAAUAAUAUUUUGGAGUCUCAAAUGGAGCGCGGUGGGGAUGUAUCAUUUCAACCAGCAAUAAUGCAACAAAUUUUAGCAUCUCGUCAACAUACCUUUUUCCAGGGAAGGUUACAGGACAAUUUCACAACUUCAUUCCAGAGUAGGGAUAUUUUUUCUGCAAGGUCGAGGCAUUCAAGGGGUCAAGUAAUUCAGGAUCAAACUCCUACAUCUGCUGCCGGACCUGGUGCGAUCGGUGUGGGUAUCAAUUCAAGAUUGGGUUACGAGCAACUCCAUCCAUGUAGCAGCAGAUCAAGCAUCAGUGACACUAACAUGGCCCCGUAUAGAUAUAGAGAGGGUACAAUACUUUCAAGGACAUUGCAAGGAACUCUACACACACCAUUUUAGCUCUACGUGGCCUUGAGCAUACUGGGGAAGAGAAAUAUGAAUCAUGAGGAAUGGCAGGUGGACAGAUGAGACUGAUGAUAAAGAGUUGCUGCUCAUCUUGUUUCGAUUUAUUUGCGAGGCAUGUGGUGAGGGAGAUCAUGGACACACAAGAGUGCCUUCAUUGUUUAAGGGUUGGAUUGGGAUUGAGAUGGCUCCUUAUUCUUUACUGCAUAGGCAAUUUUUCUUCUUUUUUUUUUUUGGCUAGGAAUUAAGACAGAAGUUGUGGUUAAAUUAUUUAUAUGGAUAAACAACUGGCACUGAAAAUCAAACGCUCUUUGUUGUUUACUUGAUCAGUAAAAACAGUCGAUUUUUGGCUAUGGACAAAGAAGAAUUUUUCGUCCUGUUGAUUCUCUCUUGACUUGUUAAUGCAGUUAAUUCACUGACCUUGAACAUCCAAGUCUAUUUAUUUAUUUGAUUAAUGAAAAGUGUGUGUUGUUAUUGGAUCA
Messenger RNA from Camellia sinensis, 2829 nucleotides. The record is from RefSeq and is a predicted model, not a curated record. Lineage: Eukaryota; Viridiplantae; Streptophyta; Magnoliopsida; Ericales; Theaceae.